CGCGAAAAGUUUUGACGACCCUCAACUUGUUUUACUGCUUGACCCCGGCUUAUUUUAGAUAUCAUUUUAGUCAACUACAUAUAUUUUAGAAGCUAGAAAAUGGAAAAUUUCCAGAAAAUUGAGAAGAUUGGCGAGGGAACCUAUGGUGUAGUUUACAAAGCCCGUGAUAAAUUGACCGGUAAAAUGGUGGCGUUAAAGAAAAUCCGUUUGGACACGGAAUCUGAAGGAGUUCCCAGUACAGCAAUCAGAGAAAUUUCAUUAUUAAAAGAACUGAAUCAUCCUAACAUUGUCAGGUUAUUAGAUGUAGUACACAGUGAGAAAAAGUUAUAUUUAGUAUUUGAGUAUUUAAACCAAGAUUUAAAGAAAUAUAUGGACAGUAGUCCACCUUCAGGACUUCCACUUCCAUUAGUCAAGAGUUAUCUUUUCCAGUUGCUUCAAGGAGUUGCAUAUUGUCAUUCACACAGAGUCUUACACAGAGAUCUGAAACCACAGAACUUACUGAUAGAUUCAGAAGGUGCAAUUAAAUUAGCUGAUUUUGGUUUAGCACGGGCAUUUGGAGUUCCUGUAAGGACGUAUACACACGAGAUUACAAGGAGAGCAUUGUUCCCAGGUGAUUCAGAAAUUGAUCAGUUAUUUCGCAUCUUCAGAACGAUGGGCACCCCAGAUGAGCAGACCUGGCCUGGAGUAAAUAAAUUACCUGAUUUUAAAAGUUCAUUUCCAAAAUGGCCACAGCAAGAUCUGAGUAAAGUUGUUGGGUCGUUAGAUAUGGAUGGACUAGAUUUACUGAGACAAAUGUUGACGUAUGAACCAAACAAACGAAUGUCUGCCAAGACUGCACUGAGCCACAGAUACUUCAGGGACGUCCAAGUUCAAAUACCAGAACAUUUACCAAAGUAGAUUGAACAUUACGCUUCAGUUGCUGUUUACAUACUAAAUUGUAGUUGUGAAUUCAGCUGCAGUGUUUAAAGUGAACAAAAUAA
Messenger RNA from Saccoglossus kowalevskii, 980 nucleotides. Its product is annotated as cyclin-dependent kinase 2-like. Gene Ontology annotation, cellular component: cytoplasm; cyclin-dependent protein kinase holoenzyme complex; nucleus. Gene Ontology annotation, biological process: protein phosphorylation; regulation of G2/M transition of mitotic cell cycle; G1/S transition of mitotic cell cycle. Lineage: Eukaryota; Metazoa; Hemichordata; Enteropneusta; Harrimaniidae. The record is from RefSeq and is a predicted model, not a curated record. Gene Ontology annotation, molecular function: cyclin-dependent protein serine/threonine kinase activity; cyclin binding; ATP binding.